AUGCCGGACUGUACCAGCAGUACUAUGGAUAGGUCGCUCUUUGGAUCCGAGUCCGAGUCCGAGUCCGCCUCCGACAUCAUAGAUCUUGAUGUAGUCGCACUGUACCAGGAAGCUCUCCAGUGGCACCGCACUCAGGUUCCGUGCAACCAGGAAGCUGCAGAUGACAUGAUCGACGAUUAUCUUGAGUCAGGAGACGCACUGCUUGUACGAGAAGGCGAGCGCAUGCGUGCAGCAGAGGAAGGAAGAAAAGUUGUUGACGAGCGGUCGGGUACUUUUGGAGCCGUCAUCAACAUCGUUAAAGGACAGGGCCACACUAUCAGCAUCAACACUGGAAAUGCACCACAGACCAUCAACAUCCACUAUCCUAAUCGAUUCCAUCCUCAACGCUAUGUAUACGGGGGCGCGGGAGCAUAUGGCCGUCGCCCACGAGGUGAAAGCCCCUCUCAACAUGGCUUCUACUCCAUGCACGAUGAAGUUGAUCGAAAUCUCGUCGACCCGAUGGACGGAUACUUGAGGGACGUGGGCCUGGGGGACGCUGGUUACUACAGUGGCUUCCAAGACGACUACGACAAGCGUGAGUGA
Messenger RNA from Pyrenophora tritici-repentis Pt-1C-BFP, 582 nucleotides. RefSeq lists its product as uncharacterized. NCBI's taxonomy places the organism in Eukaryota, Fungi, Ascomycota, Dothideomycetes, Pleosporales, Pleosporaceae. The record is from RefSeq and is a predicted model, not a curated record.